Messenger RNA from Macrobrachium nipponense, 1394 nucleotides. RefSeq lists its product as uncharacterized. NCBI's taxonomy places the organism in Eukaryota, Metazoa, Arthropoda, Malacostraca, Decapoda, Palaemonidae. Bases 139 to 663 code for a protein of 174 amino acids. The record is from RefSeq and is a predicted model, not a curated record. The transcript has 3 exons.
AUCCCUUCCCGCGCAUGCGCACUGCCACGGAACCGCUGACCAUGGUCGUCCACCAAUAUAUAAACCGAUUGCAGUGCCUGUGCCAGACAUAUCAGGUGUCCUCAGGUCGAGCAACACUCGAUAGAAAAACAAGCAGCAAUGAAGUUCCUGGUCGUCGUCGCCGUCUGCGCCGUUGCAGUGGUCGGUCAAGAACCGAUCACUCCCAAGACUGCAGUCCGCAUGUUGCCUGCUGAUGUCCUCAGAGAUUUCCCAGGUACUUGCUUCGCGUCUACCGCUUGCAGAGUCUUCCCAGUGGGCGAAUCAUGGCCUCUGACUCCCUUCUGCGGACAAGCAACUUGCUUCCAGGGCGAAACCGGCCUCAUCGAGAAAGUAGAAGAUUGCGGACUUAGGCCCAAGCCAUCACCAAACUGCACCGUCGUCAACGAGGCUGACCUCCAGAGGCCAUUCCCUGCUUGCUGCCCCCAGUACGUGUGUGACCCUGGUUUUGAGCUUGAAUUCCCUACAGAAGAGGAACUCGCUGCUGCCGCAGAGGCCCAAGCAAAGGCUGCUCAAGCCGCUGCCGCCGCCGCCACCGCCGCCACCGCCGCCACCGCCGCCACCGCCCCCACCGCUGCCUCUGCAGCUGGGGCCAAGAGCAGUAAUGCUACAAAACCUUCCGCUUAAACCCCAAAGUUCUAUAUUAGUGACUUUGUUCUUUUCUAUGCGUGAUAUUCGUUGCCUUGUUCUUCUCUCUAUUAGCGUCGGUAACCACAAAUAUUUUCAGGUAAAACAUGCCUCAACACUUUUUUGGUUUUUUUCUUUCUUUUUAGUCUCUUCAUCUUUUAGAUGAAAAGUUUGACGUGCAACUGUUAAUACACUUGAAAACAGAGUUUUCCACUUAAUAGACGGGGGCACCUGAUAUCUCCUCCCAUCGUAGAAGGAAGAGCCUUUCCGACAAAAACGUCAUCGGUUUUGAAAGGAAUCUUUCUUAGUUCCAAAAAUAGUGGCAUGGCUCUUUUAGAAAAAAAAAUCACCUGUGAGAGCUGAAGUCACUGUCAUGUGAUUUAAUUUAUUUAGAUGUUGAGAAACAAGGUCAUUAAAAAGACAAGCGUUAAUGGGCUUAGAGGCAAAAGUCGGUUUUACCAUUUGUGUUUUACAUCAAGACAUAAAGUUAAUCUUUAAAAAAUCUCGUCAAAUGGUAAAAACAUCUCUGACGUGAAAUAAAAAAAAAUAAAUAUACUACCUAAAAAUCCUAUAACAGAGAUGAUGAAAAAAUGAAAGAGAAAAUAUGUCCUUUACAGAAUUUUUUUAAUUUUUUUUUUUAUAGAUUUUCCUUUAAGACUGUUUCUUUAACUUUAUAAAAAUGUGAUAAAAUGUUCUAUUUAAUUGUGUCUAUAAUACAGGAAAAUACUUAU